Molecule: messenger RNA, 4271 nt
Organism: Drosophila serrata
Lineage: Eukaryota; Metazoa; Arthropoda; Insecta; Diptera; Drosophilidae
Gene: Cka
Product: Connector of kinase to AP-1
Molecular function (GO): protein binding
Source: RefSeq, a predicted model, not a curated record
GCGUGUGUGUGUGUGUGUCUCAUUUGAGUUUUCCGACAAAUCCAGCGUGAAAAGUGUGGCAAAUGGCCGUGUAACACCUACAGUAACCUCUCCUCGCGGAGAAGUUUAAACUCCGACAUUACAUCAGCUGUUUCACGGCUUUUGUACGCUAUAAUUUAGCCUUUUUCCAACCGCUGCUGACAACACUGAAGAGAGAGUGUGCGGGUCGCGUGUGACGUUGACCAAGAGUAACAGCAGCGACAAAGGACGAGCAGCAGCAGCAGCAGGAACUCAAUUCGAGGGCCAUAAACAAAGGACACUGCAUUUAUAGCACUGGGCAACACAAGACGGACAGCUGGCAAGCGAAGUAGCAGAAGCAGCAGCAGUUGCAGGACCAGACGGAGCAGCACCGGGAGCAGGAGCAGUAGCUAGAACUACCCGGCAGCCAGCCAGCCAGAACAGCCCCAGAGAGCGCGACGUAAACCAAUGGGCACCAACUCGGGAGCCACCGCUGGCAUUAACAACAAGCCGGUUGGCGGUGCGGGAGCCGGCGUCCUCGGCGGCAGCGGCGUUGGUGUCGGCGUUGGCGGUGCCAACUCUUCGAUCGGCGGUGUGCUAUCCAACAGCUUGGGCGGCGGCAGUGGCGGUCUGAGUAUCAGCGGCUUGAACGCUGGUGGACAGAACGCCAAUGUUGGCGGUCUAGUCGGCGGCAUGAGCAACGUGGGCGACGACGGCAGCAACGGGAUGGCAGGCGGCGGUCCGAACAACCAGCAGGCCACCACGCCCCAGUACACAAUACCGGGCAUAUUGCACUUUAUCCAGCAUGAGUGGUCGCGCUUUGAGCUGGAGCGCUCACAAUGGGAUGUAGACAGGGCCGAAUUGCAGGCUCGCAUCGCAAUGCUCCUCGGGGAACGCAAGUGCUUGGAAAGCCUCAAAUCCGAUCUGACGCGUCGCAUCAAGAUGUUGGAGUAUGCCCUGCGUCAGGAGCGUGCCAAGUUCUAUCGGCUAAAGUAUGGGACAGAUCCGCCGCAGCUGAACGAGUUCAAGCCGUCGAACGAGGACGCUGGCCUGGCCGGCGAAGUGGCCACCGACUCGGAGGUGCCCUACAGCAGUGUCUCGAACACAACGUGGCGACAGGGCCGGCAAAUGCUGCGCCAAUAUCUGGCUGAAAUCGGCUACACAGACAACAUCAUCGAUGUGCGCUCGAACCGAGUGCGCUCGAUCCUUGGUCUGAACAAUAAUGCGGAGCACGACGGCAGCGGCGGCGGCCUGGGCGGAGGACUCGGCGCCGGCACUGGGGGCGAGAACCUCAGUCCGAACAUUAAUGGAAACGAGAGCAACAAGCGCGCCUCGGAGACGGAAGGCCGUCAUACUCCCGCUAAAAAAGUGCAACAAUCGAUCGACGAGAUCAUCGUGGACACCGAGGCGGCCGUAAUGGCGAACUUUGAGUUCCUGGGCGCCACCGAGAUGUCUGAUGACGAUGAGAUAUCCGACGAUCUGGAGAUGGUGGCCACCGACAAUGACGACACGGACGUGAAGCUGGCCAAGCGGGCCAAAUCCGGCAAGGAUAUGCUGACUGAAGUAUUUCCUAAUCUCCCCACAGAGGUUGACGGCUCACUGGGACUGGGUGAGCUGGCCCAACUGACAGUGAAUAACGAAUCUGACGGAGCUUACGACGCCAACUCGAAGGAUGGAACUGGCGGCAGUGCCGGCGGUGCUGGUUACCGCAAGACCUGGAACGCCAAGUAUACACUGCGCUCUCACUUCGACGGCGUUCGCUCGUUGAUUUUCCACCCGGAGGAGCCGGUGCUGAUUACCGCCUCCGAGGAUCACACGCUGAAGCUAUGGAAUCUGCAGAAGACGGUGCAGGCCAAGAAGUCGGCCAGUCUGGAUGUGGAGCCACUGUAUACGUUCCGGGCUCACACAGGUCCAGUUCUGUGCCUGGGUAUGUCCUCCACCGGCGAGACAUGCUACUCGGGCGGCCUGGAUGGCAACAUCGAGUGCUGGCAGCUGCCUUCCCCGAACAUUGAUCCGUAUGAUUGCUACGACCCGAACGUUCACUCCGGCACCCUGGAGGGACACACAGACGCCGUUUGGGGCCUGACCACUAUGCAGAGUAAUAUCGUGUCAUGCUCGGCGGAUGGAACCGUGAAACUCUGGUCGCCCUACAACAAGGAACCGCUGCUGCGCACCUACACGGCCUCGGAGGCGGAGGGUGUGCCCUCGUCAGUGGACUUUGUCCGCAACGAGGUCGACCACAUUGUGGUGGCGUAUAAUAGUGCACACUGCAUCGUUUACGACACGGAGACGGGUAAGCAGGUGGUGCGACUGGAAGCGGCACAGGAGAUGUCCGGCAACACGGGGAAAUUCAUUAACAAGGUUGUGUCGCAUCCGACACUACCCAUCACGAUUACGGCGCACGAGGAUCGGCAUAUUCGAUUCUGGGACAACACAUCCGGCACGCUUGUCCACUCCAUGGUGGCGCAUUUGGAGCCGGUCACCUCGUUGGCCGUUGAUGCGCACGGGCUGUACUUGCUGUCCGGCUCGCACGACUGCUCGAUACGGCUGUGGAAUCUGGACAAUAAGACGUGCGUGCAGGAGAUCACCGCGCACCGUAAAAAGUUUGAUGAGAGCAUAUUCGAUGUGGCCUUCCAUGCCACCAAGCCGUACAUCGCCAGUGCAGGGGCCGAUGGCCUCGCCAAGGUGUUUGUCUAAAACGAAGACCACAAGCGCGAGACUGGCCCAGCCGGAUCGAUAGAAUUCAGAAUUCAGAAUCCAGAAUCCAGAGUGCAGAUUGCAGACGCAAACGCAGAUGCCAGCAGCUCACAGCUAAGCGAUUACGAGUUCGAGUUAAAUAAUUAUACAUACAUUAUAUAUAUACUAUACAUUUAAAUCUAAUUAUACUUCAACCGAGAACAACAAAUUAUGCAUACAACAAUAAGGAAAUGAUGAAAGAGGAGAAAAGCUCCAAUUGCUGCUAUAACGUAACGUAACUUAAACAAAAACCAUAAUAAAUUCAAAAUGAGAAAAGGCAUUUCAAAGCGAGCAACAAACAGAGUCAAGUAGCAAGAGGACUAAAGAGUCAAACGAGAGUCGUGUGUGUAAUCUAGGAAAGUAAUGUAACACUCUAAAAGCAAUGCAUAAUACACGGCAUAUAACCACAAAACGAUACAAGUGCAACAUACACACACACACACACAUGAACCUUAUGUAUUUCAACACCGUGUAGCAGCAAAAGAGUUUGAUCUUGCUGCAGAUCUCGCCCCGAAUGACAAUAUGGGGACGAUCUACUCAAGAUCGAUCAUCUUUUCGGUUUUAGUUUUAGUGGCACUUGCACAGCGAUUGAUCGAUCAGAAUCGAACGAUUGCCCAUACAAUACACAGCCCGACAUCCUGUACAUUUUAUAUACAUAAUACACCCACAAUAUACAUACAUAUAUAUACUUAUUUUGUGCCCACGGACUGCCGGGCAACGACAACUGUAUAGGCAAACUCGCUGUGUAAGUGCCGGGACACGUUGAUUCCCUCCCUGCAGGCCGGCUCAAGCAAGUGCUUCCUGCAGCCUGGAGCGGAUGGAUACGUAAAGAUGUAGACGAUCAAAUUCUAUAGGAUAAGCAAGGCAUAUGCAUAUAACCAACCACAUAACCCCGACUCCAUAUUAGCGAAGGAGAGCGCGAUGAAUUGUAAAUUAACAUUAAUUAGAGGGCGAGAGCGAGGACGACUGUUGUCGGCGGGCGGCUUAUUUAUGUCAAGUAGCGACCACACAAACGGAAACUUUACUAAUUAGUAAGUGCAGAAUGCGCGUUGCUUUAAAUCUAUUAUUUGUAUUGUCGUUAAAAAAGAGUAAUAGUAGGGGGUGUACGCAAUUCUUGAGGGACAAUCGAUCGAUUGUCCGCGACGACCAUGAUCAGAUGAGGUAUAAAUAAUAAUGAUGAUUGCAGGCAAGCUAUAAACACUAUGCUAAGCUAUUUAUUUAAUUUAUGCCUAGUAUUAAACCGAAGGAUAAACAAACAAACAAAUGUUGGCGCCAAUCGCUGAUCCAAUGGAUUUCGUAGUUGAAUAUAAAUUAGAUCCGCUUAUCGAUGGAUGCUGCGUACUCGUAUUUUUAAUCAAUGAUCACAUAUAAAUAGAAUUGUGAAUUGAACGUGAAAGCCGAGCAACUCAAUAUUAGUUUUUAGUAUUACCAAUUAUUAUUAUUUUACGUGACACACACUUUACCCACACCCCGAAAAGUUGAUAUUUGAAAACGAUGAAUCCGGAACCCGAAUCAAAACUAAAACAAAAUCGUAAACG